Molecule: messenger RNA, 3643 nt
Organism: Sinocyclocheilus anshuiensis
Lineage: Eukaryota; Metazoa; Chordata; Actinopteri; Cypriniformes; Cyprinidae
Product: furin-1-like
Exons: 16
Coding region: 579-2993 (804 amino acids)
Biological process (GO): peptide hormone processing
Cellular component (GO): trans-Golgi network; Golgi membrane
Molecular function (GO): serine-type endopeptidase activity
Source: RefSeq, a predicted model, not a curated record
CUCCAAUCCAGUCCCUGGAUAGAGGGGUAUAUUUUUUAUUAAUUGUUUGUUUGUUUACUUGAUUUUGCCGUUUUGAAACGUUCUAGCAUGCGUCCGUAACUAUGUUGGCGUAUCGGUCCAGUGGUGGCUCAGAAGAACCGGGUCUCAGUGAUGCCUUAGCGUUGCGUUACGUGCGACAGAGCAAGCAAACCUAUCGCAAAGUUUCCCUAUUGUACAGUAGAUGAGUGCGCGUGGACUUUAGGAUAGUCCAGUGCGUCAGGACACUUGAGUCUGUCCUCUUGACAACACUACUUCGUCGGUGUCUUGAGUUUAGCUUUGUUUUUGGGUCAGUCAAACACGGAGGACUUUCCGUCGUGUCUGUGGACAGACAGGUUUAGUGGAUUUACGUUGUAUCCAAGGAAACGGAAGAUUAGAAGCUGAUGCUGUUGAGGUGAUUCCUGAACCGUUCCGAGUCCAUCUCUCUCCCUCGGCUCUGUCUCUACAUGUGCCCAGGGAAGCACGGAUAUAGCAGAGGGCCACUGUGCUGAAGGACUUGGUGACAUCAGGAACUCCUGCCUUGGUUCCCUCCAUUGUGUCUGAUGGAUCUCAGGCUUGUCUCAUUGACGCUCGGAACACUACUUAUUCUCGUGACCUCUGGGCCACAGCCAUCCGUUGGACAGAAGGUUUACACCAACACAUGGGCCGUCCACAUCACAGGGGGAGAGCAGGAAGCCAACCGGAUCGCUAGAAAGCAUGGCUUUGUAAACCACGGGAAGGUUUUUGGAGAUUUUUAUCACUUCAGGCACCGCAGAGUGGUGAAGAGGUCUUUAUCAGAUCACAGAGGAACACACAUUCGUCUGCACACAGAACCUCAGGUAAUGUGGGCGGAACAGCAGGUGGUGAAACGAAGAAAGAAGAGGGAUAUUUACUAUGAGCCGACCGAUCCGAAGUUUGCACAGCAGUGGUACUUGUACAACGAAGAUCAUCGUGACCUCAACGUGAAGGACGCCUGGAAGCAGGGUUUUACUGGACAAGGCGUCGUCGUGUCCAUAUUGGAUGAUGGAAUUGAAAAAAAACACCCAGAUCUGAUUCAAAACUAUGAUCCAGAUGCUAGCUAUGAUGUUAAUGAUGGCGACCCAGACCCUCAGCCUCGAUACACCCAACUCAAUGAUAACAGACAUGGGACACGUUGUGCUGGAGAGGUUGCUGCUGUUGCCAACAAUGGCAUGUGUGGUGUCGGAGUGGCCUACAAUUCCAAGAUCGGAGGUGUGCGCAUGUUGGAUGGAGAGGUCACUGAUGUGGUGGAAGCUCAGUCCCUCAGUCUCAACCCACAGCACAUUGACAUCUACAGCGCCAGCUGGGGACCUGAAGACGACGGCAAAACGGUGGAUGGACCUGCAAAGCUGGCCAAAGAAGCUUUCCUACGAGGCGUGAUGGAGGGCCGUGGAGGACGGGGCUCCAUCUUUGUGUGGGCUUCGGGGAACGGCGGCCGAGAGAAGGACAGCUGCAACUGCGACGGCUACACCAAUAGCAUCUACACGCUGUCGAUCAGCAGCAGCACGCAGAACGGCAACGUGCCCUGGUACAGCGAGGCCUGUUCGUCCACCCUCGCCACAACCUACAGCAGUGGAAGCCUCAAUGAGAAACAGAUUGUCACUACAGACCUCAGGCAGAAGUGCACAGACUCCCACACAGGCACCUCUGCCUCGGCCCCUCUGGCGGCAGGAAUCAUCGCCCUCGCCCUUGAGGCCAAUAAAAACCUGACCUGGAGAGACAUGCAGCAUCUGGUUGUGAGGACGUCCAACCCUGCCCACCUCACCACUAAUGACUGGAAGACAAAUGGAGUGGGUCGCAGAGUAAGUCAUUCUUAUGGAUAUGGUCUGCUGGAUGCUGGGGCCAUUGUGGCUCUGGCAAAGAACUGGACGAAUGUUGGACCUCAGCGGAAAUGUGUCCUCUCCUUGGUGUCUGAGCCUAGGAAUAUUGGGAGUCAUUUGGUGAUCAAUAAGAGUGUGGAUGCAUGUGCUGGGACGGACAACUUUGUGAGCUCAUUAGAGCAUGCUCAAGCCCAGCUCACCCUGUCCUACAACCGCAGAGGAAGCCUGGCCAUCUUCCUGAUCAGCCCACAGGGCACCCGCUCCACGCUGCUUGCACCCAGACCUCACGAUUACUCCUCUGAGGGCUUCAGUGACUGGGCUUUCAUGACCACCCACUCCUGGGAUGAGGACCCUCGUGGAGAAUGGACGUUGGAGAUUGAGAACGUGGCUGGAACCAGCGACUAUGGCACUCUGACUCAGUUCACGCUGGUUCUCUAUGGCACAGCUUCUAGUUUAUCCGGCCCUUCAGCAGCAGACUCCAGCAGCUGCAAAACAUAUGACCUCAAUCAGAUCUGCACAGUGUGCAACCCCGGCUUCUACUUGCACAACAAGGGCUGCGUGAGAGACUGUCCAGCAGGUUUCACCGCAGGCACCCGCUCCAUUUUCCUCCCCAACAACGAGGUGACGUCCGUCCUCCGUCCCGCCUGCCAGUCCUGCGACCCCAUCUGCCUCACCUGCAGCGGCACGAGUCCUCAGAGCUGCCUCUCCUGCCCUCCUCACAGCCACCUGGACGCUGUCAGCGGCACCUGUCUGCACCAGAACCACAUCCAGCGCGAGUCUCCGGACGGCGGGCUGUUCCAGACGCAAGGAGGCGGCUCGUCCGUCAAACUGCACCCAAAGCUCGCCUCUCGCCUGCCUGCGACCGUGGCUGUGCUCAGCUGUGCCUUCAUCGUGGCUAUGUUUGUGGCCGUGUUCGGCUUCCUGCAGAUGCACACGCGCAAGCAGAACAAACUGCUGUCCGCCGAAGCCGGGCCAGGAUCCGGCUUACUGGUCGGGUUCGGUUUCAACCGCACCGCAGUGGCCUACAAGGGCAUCCCGAGCGUUUGGAGGGAGGACGAGGGCAAUUCCGAGUCCGAGAAUGAGGAAUUCGAGAUCCGCAAUGAGAGGAUUGGCUUCAUCAAAACACAAAGUGCUCUUUAACCCCUUCUUGCCCACGUUCCUCCACUCUCUAGCCUCUACUGCACUGGUGUCUCUUUUUUAGUGUGAUUUUCUUCUGGGGUUCGUCUGAGCAUAUCUCACUUCUGGGGGUUUUGGUUUGUUUUUCGCACCUGUUGUAGUUAUGUGAGCCAUGAUUCACCUGGGGGUUGACCUCUCUCGGUGCCUCAACAUGGAAAGCUUCCAAUCACAAGCGACGGGGAUGAGCCGAUGGUCACGGGGUUGUCCCGGAUUUACAAUAAACAUGAUUAUUGUUUGGUCUCUUCCUUUUGCCUAGUGAGAUUUUAAGAAACAACAAGAUUGAAUUAUUCGCAUACGAGAAAAACAAAGCUUUUCUUUGAGUGAAUGAGUGUGUGUGUGUGAGUGUGUGAGUGAAACUACGUUUAUAUGAAGUCAGUCAGUGCUCCAGUGGGUCGGAUCCACUGGCUUUGCGCAGGGAGCCUUUUAGAAGAACAUAUCACUAUUUCUACAUGAUCAGAUGGAGAGCAGAGCGGUGUGUUGUUAAACGUGUUUGAAGAGCUUACUGCUCCCCCUAAAGCAUCUACAUUGACAAAGUCAUGAUUAUUUUAUGUACAGUAGGCUGUUUAAAGGAAUAGUUCUCCAAAAGAUGAAACCUGACAUUAUUUGCUCACCCU